UGGCUGGCCCCAGCGGCCGGCAGCGGUACUGAACAAGCCAGCAGGACUCUCGCUGUGUUCAGUCAGUCCGCCGUAGCUCUGCCGACUGGAGGGAUGUGACCCCGGAACAGGACGCCCUCCUACAACAACACACCAUUCAAACAGAGCACAGAAGAAAAGAAAAGCUGGACCAGGAGGGAGCCACAGGAGCAGGGGGGAUGAACCGCGAGGAGGCCCCGGGGAAGUCUCCUGAAGACAUGUACAUCCAACAGAAAGUACGGGUCCUGCUCAUGCUAAAGAAAAUGGGAUCAAAUCUUACACCCAGUGAAGAGGCAUUUCUCCGGAAUUACGCAGGUGUGGUCCACAGUCAGAUGAGCCAGCUACCACAGCACAACAUAGACCAGGGUGCAGAGGACGUGGUGAUGGCGUUCUCACGGUCAGAGACGGAAGAUCGGCGCCAGUGACCUUUGCCCCCACACCCCCACCCUCAUUCCGCCCCUCUGCAUCCCGCAUCCUGGCCCCCCUCCCCCUCCAUCCUGCCCUGCACGUGAUCCACAACAACUCCACAAACGCGACACUGAUGAGCUCAGGAGAGGAGGGGGCGCCUGGGGGGGACGGAAGAGGAGGGGAAGAGACACCAGGAGGUGGCUGCCUCGCUCUCCUCCAGCCUUUUCCACCCCUGACUCCUCCUCAUACAAGCUGGCACACCAUUACCUGAGAUGCACUCAAGUGCUUCACUGUGGGUUGAAGUCUUGGCAACAAGGCAGUCGGUGAAAACACUCACAGAUUGUGUGGAUGAAUAUCAAAUGUAGUUUUUUUUUCUUUUUUUUUUUCCUUUUUGAUUUUUUUUUUUUUCUGUUUUUGGUGGGUGGGUCAGUUUUGUUUUGUAUUAUUUUGUCUGUGUUGAGACGUUAGGCAGUGUUACGUGUUAUAUCUGCUGUGGUCACUGGAGGAAUUCACCAGUUAGCAGCUGAUUGAAGCAAAGAGAAAUAUAGUUUUGGUCAAGCAGCGAGUGUGAUGAUGAGAUGAUCGUGUUAGGGGAGAGAUUUUAAUUAUUUCUGCUUACCCUCAUGGGACUGAAAUUGUUUUUGAUUUAGCUGUUGUAUUAUAAAGGCUUUUGUAUUCUGUCACACACGGGGCCUCAUUUAUAAACAUUUCGGAGGUGUGAAAGAUUCGUACACCAUCUCUCACACAGGCAAAGUAUUAAAAAUGAAAUCUAGUUCUUAAUAAUCUUUCUCAGACAAUUAAUUUUACUUUAUCAAAUUUAAUGUCACGGCAGGAAGUCAGUCAUAGAGCACAGUCAUUUUUCCUGCAUCAAUCUUGAUGUUUUGAUGAUUCUUGAUGCACUCCUCUCCGCUGCUCUGACUUGCUGAUCGUCUCUCAUCAGUCAAACCAAAAAAUAUGUACAAAAACAAAAGACGUCUAACCGAUCUGGAACAUUUUACACUCCAUAGCAUUUUCUCUUUGUUGAUUUGGAGUUUUCUUCACAAGUACUAAUGCAAAAACGACAUGCUGACUGAUGUGUGUAUUAACCCUCACGACGGGCCAUGUCAUUAAUCCUCCACGUUUCAUUAUGGGAGUUAAACGGGCAGGAUAACGAGGCUAGUGUGAUCGAUGUGAUUCAUAAAUCGGAAAACUACAUUGAGGUGAGCGUACACGCUUCUUCGUCUCGUGACUAAUCUCCACACGGUUUUAUAAAUGAGGCCCCACUUGUUGUUCUGCUGCUUUAUUUUGAACCAUAGGCUGUUGAGAGUGCAACAAUGCUUUCCUCGUGAGGAAAGCAUAAGAAUUAAAGACACUAGCAGAUAUAAUCACAUGAAACACAGGUGUACACAUUCUCCCCAAACAAAUACUAGUUUUGGGUUUUUGUGACAUGUAAAACCGUUUUUUUUGUUUGUUUGUUUUUUAAUUGUACAGAUAGUUGGGAAAAUACAAUAAUGAAUUGAUUGUGCCAAUUGUAUUUUUUGUUGUUUUUUUAUCUGUAAGAUAAAAUUAACAUGAUUUAAAGAAAAUUGAUAAAGAGACAAGCUGUAGUUGUAAUUUAUUGUUUACUGAAUUGACUCCCAGUUCCUCCAGCACAUCAUUAAAGAUGGAGAACCAGUAGAUAGUGAUAGCCUAACAUGAGUCGCUCCAUCACGAACACCAUCAGCAGCAGCAGCAGCGGCUCUUUCGUUCACACUAAAAUACACACAAACUCUAAUUUUUAACUACCUGUAAGUAAACACGUGAAGCCAAACAUAAGAACUAUGUGCUAUUUCUGACUGUACUGUAUCUCUUGCACUAUUAUCAAUGGGAUAUUUGCAAAAUAUACAUUUUGAUAUCUAGCACAGAGAUUCUAUGUUUGUUUCAAUGGAUAAAAGAAAACUUUGUAACCAUGUUUUUAUCCUUUAGUGACUUAAAAAAAAUCUGUGUUAAUUGACUCAACUGGAAUAGCUCAAAUGAAUAUUUGUUAACAAUCGACAUGUUUUUUCUAGUGACAUGCUCAAUAUUUAAUGUGUUUUAAGUACAGUUUGUUAACUUGUAUAACUUAAAAUAAUUGUAACGUAAUGUUUUGAAGCCAAGCAUGUCUGCCUCGUGGUUUCUAAUGUUCAUUCAAGUGGAGGAUCUUUGAAGCCUUGCCACAGUGAGCAUUGUUUGUACAUUCUUGACGUUUGUGGAAGCUACUAGCUCUUUUAAAAUGUUUCAGAAAAAAAAAAAGAACAAAUCAUUUUUUUUCUCCAAUGGGUAAAGUGUUAUCCAUUAUUAUAUCUUGUUGGCAAUAACUUCUAUUUGAAUGUCUUUAGCAAUCAUCGCUACGUAAACCGCCAACAGAUCUGUCACGCUGUCCGCCUAUGACAAAGACAUUUGUCUUUUUAUGUUUACUUUUGUUUUAAAACAUUCUUUAUUUGUCUAUGCAUUGUUUUGUUUUUGUUUUGUUUUUUUCUCUAAAAGGCGUCUUACUGUACAUUUUACCUAUCAGGGUUGUUCUGCAGCCUUCUUUCAAGUUGUUGAUGAAUGUCUGUGUGUGAGAGAGUGAGUGCGAGUGUGUGUGAUCGUCAUUGAACUUGCUACCGGUUUUGAUUUUCAGCAUGCUAUUGAGUUUGACUAGGAUCGAUGUAUCUUUUUACUGUGAUGACCUGACGUUGCCUAAUUGUCCUUUUUUUUUUUUUUUUUUUUUUUUUGUGUUGCCUUUGUUUUUUUUUAUUUUCCUCUCAGUCGACAUUGAUUAGUUGGUUUUGUUUUGUAUGGCUGCUGACCAUGUCUUGACUUAAUGCUUCCAAAUCCUAUACCAACUGAACCAUUAAAGAUAUUUUAAACAGUG
Molecule: messenger RNA, 3280 nt
Organism: Larimichthys crocea (large yellow croaker)
Lineage: Eukaryota; Metazoa; Chordata; Actinopteri; Sciaenidae
Gene: ctnnbip1
Product: catenin, beta interacting protein 1
Exons: 4
Coding region: 198-443 (81 amino acids)
Biological process (GO): negative regulation of Wnt signaling pathway
Cellular component (GO): cytosol; beta-catenin destruction complex; nucleus
Molecular function (GO): beta-catenin binding
Source: RefSeq, a predicted model, not a curated record